Molecule: messenger RNA, 2266 nt
Organism: Rattus norvegicus (Norway rat)
Lineage: Eukaryota; Metazoa; Chordata; Mammalia; Rodentia; Muridae
Source: RefSeq, a predicted model, not a curated record
UGAAAUAAUGGAUGUGUAAAUGGAAACAAUGUCAGCUGUCAAGGACUGCACAGCAAGCAAAUAUUCCCAGGUUUUAUACACUCAGGGGUCUAGAAGAAAUAUAUUGGCCUCCCGAAAAAGGGAAAACCUUAGGAAUCGAAAUGUGUGUCACAUGCAUUGUUUCCAGUAGUAGAUUUACUUUUAAGAAAAAACUCCCUCAUCCUUAGUCCCUAGAGAUUUGGGUGAUAAGAAAAAUCUGUCUCUAAUUCAGGGUUGUAAGCAACUCUCCCCAGCAAAAGCAUUGAUGACUUCUAAUGAAGCAGAGAGAAACAUCUAGCUUUGGAAUAGAGGUUGCCAAACAGUAUUCCCAGUGACAUAUGAGAGACUGGAGGAAAGGGCCCCCACAGAAAUUGAUCAAUUUGGGGAAAGCUAGUUAGCAGGUAGGCCUUAGAACUUCCCAGUGACAUCAUCAGUAAGCCCCUCACUGGACAAUCUAUUGUAUCUAAGAGAUCCCUAGAAUCUUCUGUGAUGUCACCAGUGUUGUGGUGACACCAACUGCCAUUGGGAUAUUCCUUCAGUUCCCUUUGGGUUCACAAGCAGGCAUGUUUCGCCAGCUGCUCAGGCUAUUUCGCAAGGAAAGUGGAGAUCAAGGAGAGACCACACCAAGGCAGAAGGAAGAUGACCUCCUCUCUAGUAAAACAGGAAGGAGGAAAUCAUUCCGGGGAAGGCUUGGAUUUGGUAGGAAGACAUCAUCCCAAAUUGUCAUCAGUGAGCAAGAGAAGUGUCGAAAGGAACUGGAGGAACUCAAACUUGAAAUCCAGAAGUGUAAAUUCGAGAGGGAUGAACUUUAUCAAAUCCUGGACUUUUAUAUCUAUGAUGAUUGGGACCUCAGGCUGGAUGUCGAAUUGCCAAUACUUCAAUCCGAACAUGAGAGGAGAAUGAUGGCUAUGCAAAUGAUGACCAACUCAAUAAGUGAUGCCAUGGAGAGGUACAAGGAGGUCAUACAAGUGAACAGUUCCUACCGCAUCAGGCACUCCCAGCUCCUGCAUGAACAAGCUCAAUUGAAGAACAAAAUACAGAUUUUGCUGAAUGAGAAGAGAGAACUGCUGGUGGAGCAGACUGAGCUGCCAACAUCCUCUGUGGAGGCAAAGAGGCUCUGUGAAGAGGCCGGAAUGAACAUCUGUGUCCCCAGAGCCAAGCAACAGCAGGUCUGAAAUUCUCCAGCAGAAACUCGAACAUGACAUAGACCAGGACAAGAUCUCCCUUGGGGAGAUGUGGUACAGGAGGAGCGCUAAGUGUGCACAGCAAAUACACCACUAUUGCAUCUCAUCUGUAAUGUCCAUAGCAAUUGUGGACUGCAUUUUCCUCCUUUAGUUUGAAUUCUUUGGAUUUAAUAGGCUGUACUUUCACCUUGCCUCUCUCCAGCAAGUGUACAGUUUUGGAGUGACUCAGAGAAGUGCUGAUGCACAUCAAUCAAGAGCUGCUGGUCAUCCAGAAAGACUGUGCACGUGUAAAUUUGUACUUGUCCUGAUGGGUCAUCCAGAAGAGUUUCAUGGAGAUCAGUCCACAACAUUGGAAAGACUUUGAGACAAAGUCUGUGAUGUAUUUUAUACUCGGUAUUGGAUGGUCUUGUCCUUCAUACCCCACUCCAAUAGAAGAGACCUCCUUACAUUCCACUUGAAAAGAUUAUUACCAUCAGUAACUGCUUGUCUAUUAUGUUCCAAGGCCAACCACGGGAUAUAAGUCUGUUCUGCAAAAUGAGUAGUAAAAGAAUGUUUAGCAUAAUUCCUCUGUUUAGAUUUUGGUUUGAAUUUUGAUUAUUUUGGUUUUUCUUCUAUUCAUUUGAAAGUUUGGUAUUUAUUUGUUUUUGUUUUAUUCUUGCAGUUGAUUCGCUAUUUUGAUGAGGAUAUAGACUGUAUAUAUUGACUACCCGCAUCCGGUUAUUAUUGAGUAAAUUGGAUGUAUUCCUUUAAAUAAAACAGUAAUCUCAAACUGUUCACUCUUAAGAACCUUCUUUAUUGAUCAUUAGUGUCAACAUCUGAAGUCCCACAGCUAUCAGGAAGGGAUGGAUCUGUGCAUUCUCAUGGGGACUGGGCAUCAAAUCACUUCCCCUUCAGACUGAGAUUCAAAGGCUGUUAUACAGUCACUGUUCACUGUGUUCCCAACUCUGUGAAUUUCAACUUCAUCAUGCAUACAUUACCCACUGUCUAUGCUUGCUGUCAAAUAUAUAGUUACCUCUAAAUUAUAGUCUGUGGAUGAGAGUGUUGAACAAAUUAAUGAGAUAAUC